CGCCUCUCAGCUGUGCAGCUAGGUAAACAAACAGGAGAGGAGAGGAGAGGAAACGAGGAGCAGCAGCAGGCACUUUGCUGGUUCUGGGCUCUCUCUGGGAAAUUUUAUAUUGUUUAUAUCAGUUUUUUGUAAACAUUUAAUAAGGUGUUUCUUACGAACUUUUAAUACUUUGAUACACUGGUUUUGACAUUUUCUAACAACGAGACCUGGCAAGGAUUGGCUGUAGCUUGCCAGCUUGGAAACACUGGAUCCCCCCCCCCCCUCUCCUUUCGACAAAGGCUGCUGAUGAGCCAGCGAAGACACUGAUCAAGAUAAUAACACGCCGUUUUUAAGUACCAUUCAGUGUAGUAACAACCGAUGCACUGUCUUCCCUGUGUUUAAAAGCGGCCUGUCGUCGCUGCUGUUUCCCAAGCUAACGUCACGUUAAACUGAAGAGAGCAUAGCUGACGUUAACGGCAGCCAGGCUCAGGGAAGAAUGACGGCUGUUCAGCUAAUAAACGUCCAACGGUUAUUGGAAGCUGCGGAAUAUCUAGAAAGGAGAGAAAGAGAGUGUGAACACGGAUAUGCUUCGACUUUUCCGUCAAAUCAGAACACAAACUACCAGAGGCAAAGAAAAUUCCGAAACAAGAAGUUCAGCAGUAACCACAAUAGGUCCACACAUAAUGAGCUGGAGAAGAAUAGACGAGCUCACCUGCGGCUGUGUCUGGAGAGGUUGAAGGCCCUCAUUCCCCUGGGACCCGACUGCAACCGCCACACCACCCUGGGCCUGCUCAACAAAGCCAAAGCACACAUAAAGAAACUUGAAGAGGCAGACAGGAAGAGCCAGUACCAGCUGGAGUCUCUGGAGCGCGAGCAGCGGCACCUCCAGCGCCAGCUGGAGCUGCUGAGAGGUGGCAGCAGUGCUGCCGCCCAGAGCAGCCCGGGGGAGGGCGAGAGAAUACGCAUGGACAGUGUGGGCUCCACCCUCUGCUCCGACCGCUCUGACUCUGACCAAGAGGAGAUCGAGGUGGACGUAGAAAGCACGGAGUUCUCCCAUGGAGAGCUGGACAGUGUGAGCACAGCCAGCACCAGCGACCUGGACGACCACAGCAGCCUGCAGAGCAUGGCCAGUGACGAGGGCUACUCCUCCUGCAGUGUCAAACUUGCCUUCUCCUCCUAGAGCCCCACACUGCCACCACCACCUCCCUGCGAAACCCGCCUGCCCACCCAUGCGUUUAUCCAUCCAUCCAUGCCUACAUACAUACAUACCCCCAGUCACCUCAGACAGCAGCCACGCCCCCAGCUAACGGCGUUCCUGUCGCUCCUGCUGCCUCUCAGCAGCGCCCCCUCCUACUCUUAGUCAUUAGUUGCCCCCCUUGCUGCGCUGCUGAACUCACUGUAGGAGGAGCUCCACUGAGAGCUCUUCCUUACCUCUGAACUUUGAGCCAUCCCGACCGACACCAGGGACCCAAACACAGUGAUGUGAGACUGCCAACUGGUUCUACUCUUCUUUUAAAGGGAGAUCAGAGUUGGUUAAUAUAAAAAAUACAAUCAUCUUAAUUCUUAAACCAACACAAUUGAAAUGAAUUGAUGUUUGAUUGAAUGAUUUUAUUUCCUCGAACUGUCAAAUGUCAGAAUUUGUUAAAGAUACACAACCCCUAAUUUGAUCCAAAAUGCACUUAAAUUCAUAUGAUAUUGAAAUAAUUCAGAGUUUCUGUUCGGUUCUCUCUCCUGUGGGUGGGUGUGUGUGUGUUGAGCUGGUCCUGCGUAGCUCAUCUUAACUUUCUGAUGUUGGGCCUGGAUAAACGGGAGCACAUCUAAUCUGGACUGAACACUGCGGGUGAACUUUGCCAUAUCAACACAGCUUGGCCCUGAUAAACGUCCCUUCAGCCCUGAAUUUAGUCCUUGUCUUACUGUUUUUCAUUACCUCUGCUCGACACCGCAGAAGCUCAGACACUUGAAUUGGUGCUAUUGUGAAACAAACCAACGGGGAAGCAGAUCAGAUCCACCACCACUAAGCUUUUAAAGCAAACAAAGUGUCUGCCAUGAUUGUUUCCAACCAAGCACGGAGGAAAACAACCACAAAGAAAUGGAGGGGGGGGGGCAUUACUGUCGAACGUGGGUGCUCAGUACAUUUUCAAAGAGUGGAAAUUGUAACUUGUGUGUGUUUUGUUUUGGUUUCUUUCCCCUUGACAAGCAGCUACAACAAGAUAUCGUGCACUUGCCUACUUUAGAGCUGUCCAUGGCACAAACCAAUAGUGAAAAAACAAACACAAAAAAACAGCAACAAGGAAAAAGUCCAAACAACAACAAACUUUGGAAUAGACGCCCAUCCUCUUUCCAGCAGUAACAAGCAAUAACUCUUGUAGUUGUUUUUGUCUCGUCAGUUUGAACUCCUUCCUGGGUUUUUUUCUCUUCUCCCCUAAAGAGUGUGGGACCGUCCAAAAAGCAAAAAACUUUUUUUUGUACAUACAAAUAGUUUAAUAAAUUAACUUUAAAAAUGAGUUUUAAAAAAUGGUAUAGCUCAUGGAUAGAGCUAUUGCCUCUGUUGCUGUUUGCCCUGUGUUUAUUUUCCAUUUUAAAUUAAUUUGAUCUUCUUCAGAGUGGCAGUGGAUGUGGCGUGGACACAAUUACUUUGUUCAGUUUUGCUGGUGGAAACUUUGGAACAUUACUCGUUCUGUUGCUGCCCUGAGAAGGAAAAGAAAAGUUACUCUUCAAUGUGAUAAAAACGAUAGAACAACUUCCCAUCCAGUUUGCGGGAAAGCGACCCAGUAGGACUUCUGUUGGAGAAUUCUGAGUUUGUGUGGCACUCUUUUUAUUUAUUAGACUUUAUUUUCUGUAUAUGGCAUUCCACUGGUGGUCAUGUGAUCUGUGGAGGAAAAGUCUGAAGUGUAGGGAGAAGAAAACGGGUGUUAUGAUGUCAGUGUUUGCCAUCCCAACUCCACUGGCAUUAAGAAUUGCACUUCAGCCACAGUUCUCUGUAUUAUUAUUUUUCUUUUCCACUGUCAUUUUCUUUCAUGGAGCUCUCAUGAAUCCUUUUGUAUGUGAAAGAAGAAAAAAGAAAAAAAACGCCGGCCUUUAUAAUAUUUAUUUCUCAAUCCCUCAAAGAACACAAGCAAUGGGGAAAAAGAAGUUAACUUAUUUUGGUUCUGUCUUAUUUUACUCCUCUUUUUGAUGCUUAUUCCUCAUUCCAUAUUUUAAGAAUUGUAUAUUUUAUGGGUUAUUGUUAUUUUUUUGGGGGGGUGGGGGUCUGAGGGUAUAAGAAAUGUAGCCAUUUUGUUUUCAUUUAUCUGAUGUUUUAUUCAAUGGACACUUGAAAUGUAAUUGGCCCCUAAGCUGCUCCUAGUGCUGAGCCUCGCCUGUUUAGAGUCACCAGCCUUGUCCGGAGCUGACCCCCCAACAACAUGCUAUGCCUGUGACGAUAAAUACAGAUGUCAAACAACUGGACAGGCUGAUAAACAAAAUGGCUUCCCUCCAUACCCAGCCUUCUGAUACAAGAUGAAAAAUUUGCCAUACUGUUUAGAAAUUCUCCUGUCUGGUUGUUUUUGCAUCUGUGCUGAGUGGGGUCAUCUCUGCACAAGGCUUAUCAAUAGCCAAGACUUUACUGGCAAAUAUUGAGCCAGCUACUACACAAUAAAAGGGGUCUAAAACUCCACUUUCCUCUAUUAGGAGGAUUGUAGUCUCUAUUAGACUUGUGUUUUAGUUGACAAAAUGUGUCUUACAUUUACAAUACACGGCCUCCGACUGAGGAUUUAAAGAAAAAACAAAGAAAAAAAGAACAAAUCCUUUGGUUUCUCUGAAGGACGUCAUUAAGGUGUAGAGUUUGACAUGUACGCUCUUUGCAGAGCUAUGUUGAGGUUGUUGGACUUGGCACUGAAUCAGAAAGUCACCACUUUUGGUGCUUGAUUAUUAAAAAACGAAAAUGCCAAAACCACCUCAGAACACCUCAGUGUCCUCUCUCUCUCUCUCUGAGGGACAGUUUACAUUUAUUCUUCCCCUGUUUAAGUUAUUAACCUUCAACUUCUCUUUGUUUCUGUUUUUGUCUUCAUAUGUUGGUUUUAUGAACCUGCACUGCUGACAGGAAAAAGGUCCCAUGUUUGACGACAUGAAUUUCACUCCUCGUGCAGACCUGGAUCACAUCCUAGUGGUGUUUUAACCUGCUCAGAGUAUAGUAUAUUUUUACUGCAUCAGGUUGAUUCUGAUAGUGUUGGGUUCUGUUGUUUAUCACAAAAAUGUGUGAAAACUGUCUGGCAAACUACUCUGAUCUUAUAUUCCAAGAAGGGAUAAAACCAACUAUAAGAACUGAUUUUACUGAAGCCAGGUCUGUCCUCUCUCAUGUGAGUGUACUGUGUGUGCGUGUGUGCGUGUGUGCGUGUGUGCGUGUGUGCGUGCGUGCGUGCGUACUGUGUGUGUGUGCUCCAUGCUCUUACUAAGGCUGAGCUUUAGAGAGACACCUGGUUCAUGACUAGUCUGCACUGAUCUCAGUUGGCUUGUUUCCCACCUGCUAAUUAGUAAAUAUCAGACUUCUGAGUAUUUGUCAGAAAAAGACGUGUAUCCAGUGUAAGAUAUAAUAAUAAUAAUAACUGGGAGUGAAGUUAACUGAGUUUAACUGUAAGUUCAAUGCAAACUGGUCAUGGAUCGGCCCAAGCUAGACGGGAGGUUUGACAAAGAGUUCUGGCUAUGCUGCAGAGUCAAAACAAUAGCAUAUCUUAAUAAGCUGGUGAUCACAAAGCUAUAUUUUUACCUCUGUGUUUAAGGUUAGGUUUAGACAUGCAGUCCUGACUGUGGUUCAGUUCAGGGUUAACUUUCCAGGAGUGUUGAGUUCCAGUUUUGCAUCCUUCUGGAAGUGUACCAGCCCGACAAAGUGGAAGUCGCAGUGUCUUUUGUAAACCACACUCCAUUCUGGCGUCGGCCUCACAGGAGGUUGACUCUGCGCAAACUGGCCCAUGAGGUCAAGUUAGCCCAACCAAACGAGCAGUCCCACGUAGGGAGUCCUCCUGAUGUUCUGAACCUGUGGCCAUCCUUUGUAAAACAUGCAGUCUGAUGAUGAUUCUAGCCAUGUAAGUUGAAGAUGCAAUACUUACAAUAAAAACACCAAGAUUUUCAAACCUGAA
Messenger RNA from Siniperca chuatsi (mandarin fish), 5093 nucleotides. It is a transcript of the gene mxi1, whose product is annotated as max interactor 1, dimerization protein. Gene Ontology annotation, molecular function: protein dimerization activity; DNA-binding transcription factor activity, RNA polymerase II-specific; RNA polymerase II cis-regulatory region sequence-specific DNA binding. The transcript is spliced from 6 exons. The coding region runs from base 476 to 1159 and encodes 227 amino acids. NCBI's taxonomy places the organism in Eukaryota, Metazoa, Chordata, Actinopteri, Centrarchiformes, Sinipercidae. Gene Ontology annotation, biological process: regulation of transcription by RNA polymerase II. The record is from RefSeq and is a predicted model, not a curated record.